ACUUAUCAUUUGGCCGCUUGCCAAGCGGCUGUACGGUGUGCGUGCGCCUCCGGUACUAUUGUAAACAAAAGUACGAUAAAUUGCGCGAGUUCUAAAUUUAACUUUGAAGCGAACCGGUCAGCUGUGAACUGAUAUAAGUGUUGCUUAAUAUGGACUUGUCUUGUGGCGAAAAUAUGGAGAAUUCAGGAAACAUCAACGAAAGAGCUGGGGACUUGUGCGUGGCCGGGUCCGAUCGAGCAUUGGAUCGCGACCCUCGCGUUCUUCUCAAUCUCCUGGCCUUGGAGAGAUCACAUGCUUUGCACACGGAUUACUUUCAAAACGUGCAAAUUGAUAUACAACCUUUUAUGCGUAAAGUUGUUACUACUUGGAUGCUAGAGGUAUGUGAAGAACAACAAUGUGAAGAACAGGUGUUUCCUCUGGCGGUGAGCUACAUGGACCGGUUCUUGGCACAGCGUGCGAUAUCUCGUCAGCAGCUGCAGCUUCUGGCUGUCACAACCAUGCUGCUAGCCUCAAAGUUUCGUCAGUGUCAUCCGCUGUCCGUAGAUUUGCUGUGUGCUUACACGGACAAUUCUGUUUAUCCCCACGAAGUGAGGCAAUGGGAGAUUAUGCUGCUCCAGAGGUUGAAUUGGCAGCUUUCAGUGGCAACAGCGUUUGACUUCGUGGAACCAUUUUUGGCCAGGGUACCGUGGGGCAGAAGCAAUUCGUUAAUUCGGACACACGCCCUCACCUUAACUUCUGUCUGUUAUACAGAAACGGAAUUCCUGCUGGUCCCGCCAUCCAUGGUUGCGGUGGCUUGCAUAACGGCUGCGGCCCGUGGAUUGCGCGUGCGAAUGUCUGUCAACGAGCUGUGCGCGCUGACGAGAACUCCUGCUGCAGCAGCUGAGCUGGUAGCGCGGCAUGUCGAGCGAGUACUCGCCAGGGAGACUCAACCACAAGAACCAAGAACGAGAGUUUCCCAAGCACACAAACAAACCACACCAGAACACACCGAGCUCCCGGAUACACCAACAGAUGUACAGGACGUACGUUUCUGAUAGUACGUAAUUAUAAUCAUAGUUUAACUUUAAAUUUUGUAAAAUAGAGAAAUUCUAAAUUUAAACCGAGGUUGCAAUCGUAUGAAGCGAAGAAAAGUAAUAUAUUUAAGUUUUGAAAAAAAAAAAA
Bombyx mori (domestic silkworm) is the source of this 1161-nucleotide messenger RNA. It is a transcript of the gene cycD, whose product is annotated as cyclin D. NCBI's taxonomy places the organism in Eukaryota, Metazoa, Arthropoda, Insecta, Lepidoptera, Bombycidae. Gene Ontology annotation, cellular component: cytoplasm; nucleus; cyclin-dependent protein kinase holoenzyme complex. Gene Ontology annotation, biological process: mitotic cell cycle phase transition; regulation of cyclin-dependent protein serine/threonine kinase activity. Gene Ontology annotation, molecular function: cyclin-dependent protein serine/threonine kinase regulator activity. The record is from RefSeq and is marked provisional.